This is a messenger RNA of Rhizophagus irregularis DAOM 181602=DAOM 197198, 337 nucleotides long. RefSeq lists its product as uncharacterized. Lineage: Eukaryota; Fungi; Glomeromycota; Glomeromycetes; Glomerales; Glomeraceae. The record is from RefSeq and is a predicted model, not a curated record.
UGUCAAGGGAGACGUCCUGAAAUUAUAAAAAAUGCUCCAAAAUGUUAUAUAGAUUUAAUGGAAAAAUGUUGGGAUUCAGAUCCUUCUAAUAGACCAACCGUAAUAAUGCUUGAAAAUAUUUUAUCUGAAUGGAAUAGGUGUAUUAGUGAAUAUUAUAGAAUAAACAGGGAUGGAAAUUAUGUCUAUGAAGUAUCUAAUUUUGAUAAUCAAUUAAUAAAUGAUAUGUUAGAAUUUGUAGAAGCAGACAAAGCUUUAAUGCAAGAACAAGCAAAUACCUCUGCUAUACAAUCUCAUUUACAAGCAUAUUAUACAAGUCGCAAACUUACUGAAAUUUUAA